Messenger RNA from Candidula unifasciata, 807 nucleotides. Lineage: Eukaryota; Metazoa; Mollusca; Gastropoda; Stylommatophora; Geomitridae. The record is from the annotation of a GenBank genome assembly.
AUGACAUCCGACACAUUUCCAUGCUACAACAAGAGUGUCAUGACAUCCGACACAUUUCCAUUCUACAACAAGAGUGUCAUGACAUUUGACACAUUUCCAUUCUACAACAAGAGUGUCAUGACAUCCGACACAUUUCCAUGUUACAACAAGAGUGUCAUGACAUCCGACACAUUUCCAUUCUACAACAAGAGUGUCAUGACAUUUGACACAUUUCCAUUCUACAACAAGAGUGUCAUGACAUCUGACACAUUUCCAUUCUACAACAAGAGUGUCAUGACAUCCGACACAUUUCCAAUCUACAACAAGAGUGUCAUGACAUCCGACACAUUUCCACUCUACAACAAGAGUGUCAUGACAUUCGACACAUUUCCAUUCUACAACAAGAGUGUCAUGACAUCCGACACAUUUCCAUUCUACAACAAGAGUGUCAUGACAUUUGACACAUUUCCAUUCUACAACAAGAGUUUCAUGACAUCCGACACAUUUCCAUUCUACAACAAGAGUGUCAUGACAUCCGACACAUUUCCAUUCUACAACAAGAGUGUCAUGACAUCCGACACAUUUCCAUUCUACAACAAGAGUGUCAUGACAUUCGACACAUUUCCAUUCUACAACAAGAGUGUCAUGACAUCCGACACAUUUCCAUUCUACAACAAGAGUGUCAUGACAUCCGACACAUUUCCAUGCUACAACAAGAGUUUCAAGACAUCCAACACAUUUCCAUGCUACAGCAAGAGUUUCAAGACAUCAGACACACUUCCAUGUUAUGACAAGCGUGUCAAGAUCCAAGACCUUUCCAUGCUAUGA